AAAACGUGCUUUUCCAUACUUCCAUGGUUAUCAUCCAUUUUCUCUCUCUACAAUAAUCUGUUAAUUUCACGCAAAUCUCUCUCUCUAUACCUUUUUCCUUCUUCGUCGGAGCUCUAUUGUAUGGCCGCCAAUUCGAAGACUCGCGCACUUGUUGGAUUCGGGAAGAGAUUCGUCGGUCAGAUCGAAGGUGGAAAGCUUGUUGACACUGCACGAUCAGCUUCUCUAGCUUCUUCUAGGAGGGCAGUACACGGUUCAGUGUACGACAAGAACGUGGACGAUCACGUGCGCCCAUCUGUUGUCCCAGACAAUGUUAUAAAGUCGGAGUCAGAGAAGUAUUGGGGUCCCGAUCCACAAACUGGAGUGUUUGGUCCAUCAAGUGAGAAGUGGCCAUCUAAUGGUGGUAGAAAGGCCACAACUGAGAACAUUGAAGGAAAAGAGGACUCUGUUCUGGAGCAGAAGACGUUCUUUCGUCCUCAAGAGGAUUUGGAGAAACCGAUUCAAGCUUGAUGGAAAAAAACUGGCAUUGGCGUGGUCAUUUGGUGUCCCUGUUUUAUGAUAAUGGAUAAAUAAGGUAUUUUAGUGUGCAAACAAACUAGGAAAUAAAUGUUUGGUUGUUUGUUGGUUUGUUGUUUCAAUUGUGCUACUUAGUGUACUAAGAUGAUAUGCAUGGUUUGGAAUGGAGUUCAUAUGAAUGGCUUGCUUAUGUUUU
Impatiens glandulifera is the source of this 709-nucleotide messenger RNA. RefSeq names its product late embryogenesis abundant protein At5g17165-like. Bases 121 to 507 code for a protein of 128 amino acids. Lineage: Eukaryota; Viridiplantae; Streptophyta; Magnoliopsida; Ericales; Balsaminaceae. The transcript is spliced from 2 exons. The record is from RefSeq and is a predicted model, not a curated record.